GCGUCACUGCCGCUGCAGCGUCAGCCUCAGGCGACCGUAGUAAAAGCAGGGAUUUCCAUGGGAUUGUUUACGCCAUUCCUUGCGCACGGAUGUAACGUCAAAUCCACGAGUUCUGGAAAAGUUCUGAAGCCAUAGAUUAGAGCGUAUACUUCAAACUGGAGCAACCUUCCUAAAUUUGAGACUGCUAGUAUUUCAGUGCCAGGGUAGAACAAAGCCUAACUCCAGAGUCUUGUCAUGGCUCAGUACCUCAAGUACUUCACAACUGUGGGUGAUGAAAAAGGACAGGGAACAAAUGAGGAAGAAGAGCUUCAUGAAGCCAGUGAGGAGCUGGGUCCAGCCACCGGUGAAUAUCCAACAGAGCUGACCUUAAGGGACUCCUUUAAAAGGCUUUACAGCUCUGAACGGUUCCAGGUGGUUGUGGUAUGUUUGGUAAUACUGGAUGCUAUAUUUGUUUUAUGUGAGCUGCUGAUAGAUCUGUCCAUCAUCCAAUUGGAACAUGGACAUGUUGCACCUCAGGUCUUCCACUACCUGAGCAUUGCUCUUCUCACCUUCUUCAUGGUGGAGCUGGCUGGCAAGCUGUACGCCUUCUGCCUGGAGUUCUUUCAGCACAGGUUUGAGGUAUUUGAUGGGGCGGUGGUGGUGGUGUCCUUUGUGUUGGACAUUGUCUUCAUCUCUAAUGAGGAUAGCUUCGACGGCAUGGGUCUUCUGAUUCUGCUGCGACUCUGGAGGGUGGCAAGGAUUCUUAAUGGUAUCCUGGUUUCAGUGAAGACCCGUGCUGACCAGAGGCUCCAUAAGCUGAAGCAGAGUUAUGACCACCUUGUUCAUAGAGUCACCGAGCUACAAGAACGCAAUGAUGAGCUGGAGCGGGUGAACAGUAGACAAACUGCCAUCCUGUGACAGCACGCCAUCGAGUUUUAAAGCUUCAUGAAGAAUGUUAUGGAUUCAAUGUUCAUUGUGAUUUAUAUCAUGUAAAAUGAAUGGUUGUCAGCAUAUAUCCUGCUAUCAGUUCUCAAGACAAGCUAUUCACCUCAUAGCACAACUUCAUUGUAGGUACAUGGCACACAUACAUGCAUACAUGUAUUAUGUACCUGCAAGUCUUUCACUGUGUCUUACCCAAUAUGACAUCUCAAAAUGUGAGAAAAAAAUGUUAAAAUAUAUUCUUUUGAACAAAGUUAAACUGCUUUUUUAUAAACACUGAAGGUGCUCAUCUUGCAGGAUUAAGACUGCUUAAAUGUUUACUCACCAAAACCCAAAAUAAAUAAUAAAUAAUCCAUUUAUUAAAAUAUUCUGUGAACAAUGUAAUACAUUACUAACACCAUCUGUUGUACUGUUGAUGGAUAACAAGGCUGGGAUUGUUAAAAAUAUCUAUCUAUCUAUCUAUCUAUCUAUCUAUCUAUCUAUCUAUCUAUCUAUAUAUAUAUGCAUGGCGCACUC
This is a messenger RNA of Lampris incognitus (smalleye Pacific opah), 1434 nucleotides long. RefSeq names its product hydrogen voltage-gated channel 1 (gene hvcn1). NCBI's taxonomy places the organism in Eukaryota, Metazoa, Chordata, Actinopteri, Lampriformes, Lampridae. Gene Ontology annotation, biological process: proton transmembrane transport. Gene Ontology annotation, molecular function: voltage-gated proton channel activity. Bases 235 to 897 code for a protein of 220 amino acids. The transcript is spliced from 6 exons. Gene Ontology annotation, cellular component: plasma membrane. The record is from RefSeq and is a predicted model, not a curated record.